Messenger RNA from Scheffersomyces coipomensis, 1704 nucleotides. RefSeq lists its product as uncharacterized. Gene Ontology annotation, cellular component: SAGA complex. The transcript has a single exon. Gene Ontology annotation, molecular function: transcription coactivator activity. Gene Ontology annotation, biological process: regulation of transcription by RNA polymerase II. The record is from RefSeq and is a predicted model, not a curated record. Bases 1 to 1704 code for a protein of 567 amino acids. NCBI's taxonomy places the organism in Eukaryota, Fungi, Ascomycota, Pichiomycetes, Serinales, Debaryomycetaceae.
AUGACAUCUCAGACGACGACGUCGUAUCCAACUUCUCAACCCCUCACUUCAUCUCCUUUGAAUGAAACUGCUUCCACUACUAAUCUUAAAAAGUUAAAUAAUCUUAAUUCUAAUAAUAAUAAUAAUAUUAAUCAUAAUCAUAAUGAUCAUAAUGAUCCAUCUCAUAUAGCAUCCCCAACUACCAACAAUAACAAUGCAUCCCUUCAACCACCUCCACCUCCACAAUCAAGAAGUUUAAGAACUAAUAAACGACUGGAAUUAGAAAAAUUGAUUCGAGAAUUCCAAAAUAAAUUAGGUAAUGAUUGGGAAAAAUAUCAUGAAACUUUGGCUCUUUUCUUAAUUGGGAAACUAUCCAGAGUUGAAUUAGUAACCAUUAUAACUCCUUUAUUAAAAGAUGGUGGAUUAAUUAAAUAUCAUAAUAAAUUAUUAUUAUUAAAUUUUGCAAAUUCUUUAAAAGAUGGUCAAUUGGAUUUUCAUAAUGAAUUUGCUUCAUUCUGGAAUAAAAAAUCAGCAAAAUCAUCAAAAGUAAAAUCAUCUCAAUAUGAAAAAGUAAAAUCAAAUAUUAUGAGUUUACCAAUUCGAGAAAGAAGAAGAAUUAAAAGUAUAACUAGAGAUGGUGGUAAAAAGGGGAAAAUUACUGCCGGUAUAACUUUAACCAGACAUUCCUUAUUACCUAAAAUCCCUAUGAUUCAAGAUAAAGAUGAACAACAAUUACAAGUGAAUAAUUUAGUUCAAUGGCAACAAGAUGUGGUAAAUGGAAUAAAUACUCCCAUUGCUCUGGAAAAUUAUGAAUUACCUGAUUUAGAUAAUUUAUCAAAGAGAAUUCUUAUGACUAUGAGAGAAUAUGGUUUAACCGGUGGGAUUAAUCCUCAAGUUUUGGAAGUUUUAAUGUUAGGAUUAAAUUCUCAUCUUAAAAAUAUUCUUGAAAGUGCCAUUGAUGUGGCAAAAUAUAGAAAAACAAAAUAUACUAGUAAUGAUUAUAUUAUUGAGAUUAAUAAUUCUCUUAAUGAAGCAAAAGAAGGUUUGGAAUCGAAAAAGAGAAAAAUCGACGAAUUAGAUGGUCCAACUGCAUCAUCUUUAUCAUCCUCAUCUGUUGUUGCUUCCAGUUCUUCAACUAAAUCAUCUUCAUCAAAGGAUAUUACGUUAAAUAUUGAGAAUUUAUAUGAUACCCUUGAAAUGUUUCCUCAUUUGAUAGAACCAAAUGGUCCAAAACUUCGUUUAUCAAAUGUAAUGCUUGAAAAUGAUGAUAUGGUUAAUGCCAAUUCUUUGGAUUAUGAAUUACCUCCUCGUUCAUUCCUUGAUACAGUACCAGUGGCAUCAAGUACUGCUGCUAAGGCUGCUGCCGCUGCCGCCGCCGCCGCCGCUGCUUCAUCGUCAGUAAAUAUCGCUAAUGGAACUUCUAAACCUGAUGGAAUCAAAACUGAAAAUUCAAAUUCGGUACCUUCAACUGGUGGUGAUAAAGCUAAAGAUGAUUCAACUAAAGAAAAUGAUGAUGUUAAAAAGGAAGACGCAUCAGAUCCAUCUAUAAAGAGUAAUGCUAGUAACACAACUACAAGUGCAACAAGUCCAAACACUAAUAAUAAUGUCAAUGCAAACUCACCACCUGUUCAAGCUGUUGCUUCUACUUUACCUAGAUUCGAUGCUCAUAUCGGUACUUCCGAUGAAUUAAAAUGGGUUUUACAUGAUCUUAUUACAUCAAUGUAA